AUGAUCGGGCCGUCCCAUGCUGUGGUGGCCCUGGGUCUCUUCACAUUAUACGGUUGUUCUGCAGCGGCUCCCGCAGUUGGGGCUUCAAAUUCACAGGCAAUCGUUGCGAAUGGCACUGCUUUCUCGUUGAACGGCGACAAUGUCUCAUAUCGGUUCCAUGUUAACAGCACCACCGGAGACUUGAUCUCUGAUCACUUCGGUGGUGUCGUCACCGGCACAAUCCCAUCGCCAGUGGAACCCGCUGUCAAUGGCUGGGUUGGCAUGCCUGGUCGAAUCCGUCGGGAGUUCCCUGACCAAGGCCGUGGUGAUUUUCGCAUUCCCGCCGUUCGUAUCCGAGAAUCGGCAGGUUAUACUAUUAGCGAUCUCCAAUAUGUGUCGCACGAGGUGAUUGCGGGUAAGAAUGCUUUGCCUGGCCUGCCAGCCACAUUUGGAGAUGCACAAGAUGCUACGACUUUGGUAGUCCAUCUCUAUGACAACUAUAGCUCCGUCGCCGCCGACUUGUCAUACUCCAUUUUUCCGAAAUAUGAUGCCAUCGUGAGGAGUGUCAAUGUGACUAACCAGGGCCCGGGUAAUAUCACCAUCGAGGCCCUUGCAAGUAUAAGCAUCGAUUUCCCGUACGAAGACCUUGACUUGGUCAGCCUCCGUGGUGACUGGGCCAGAGAGGCCAAUGUUCAGAGAAGCAAAGUGCAGUAUGGCAUUCAGGGGUUCGGAAGCAGUACUGGAUAUUCCUCUCACCUUCACAAUCCCUUUUUUGCCAUAGUAGAUCCAGCUACUACCGAAUCGCAAGGCGAGGCAUGGGGCUUUAACCUUAUCUAUACGGGCUCUUUCUCGGCCCAAGUAGAGAAAGGAUCGCAAGGUUUCACCCGGGCACUGUUGGGCUUCAACCCAGAUCAAUUAUCAUGGAACCUUGGUCCUGGCGAGACCCUAACCUCCCCGGAGUGUGUUGCAGUAUACUCGGACCAAGGACUCGGUUCAGUGUCUCGAAAAUUCCACCGACUAUAUCGAAACCACCUCAUGAAGAGCAAGUUCGCCACUUCCGACCGUCCCGUUCUCCUGAAUAGCUGGGAAGGUGUUUAUUUCGACUACAACCAAAGCAGCAUUGAGACUCUUGCCGAGGAAUCCGCUGCCCUGGGUGUCCACCUCUUUGUCAUGGACGACGGCUGGUUUGGGGACAAGUACCCUCGCGUGUCCGAUGAUGCCGGGCUGGGCGACUGGAUGCCCAAUCCAGCACGCUUCCCAGACGGGUUGACCCCAGUUGUGCAAGACAUCACGAACAUGACCGUCAAUGGAACAGACUCCACAAAACUCCGCUUUGGAAUUUGGGUGGAGCCCGAGAUGGUCAACCCCAAUUCCACUCUCUACCACGAACAUCCGGACUGGGCCCUUCAUGCCGGGCCUUACCCCCGUACCGAGCGUCGGAACCAGCUUGUUCUCAACCUGGCGCUCCCGGCUGUACAGGAUUUCAUAAUAGACUUCAUGACCAAUCUUCUGCAAACUCCAGGCAUCUCCUAUGUGAAAUGGGACAACAACCGGGGAAUCCACGAGACUCCGUCCCCGUCCACCGACCACCAGUACAUGCUUGGACUCUACCGGGUGUUUGACACGCUCACUACCCGCUUCCCAGAUGUCCUCUGGGAAGGAUGCGCCUCGGGUGGUGGUCGCUUUGAUGCCGGUGUGUUGCAGUAUUUCCCCCAGAUCUGGACCUCCGACAACACCGACGCGAUCGAUCGCAUCACCAUUCAAUUCGGGACCUCACUUGCAUACCCGCCAUCGGCAAUGGGAGCCCACCUCUCCGCGGUUCCUAAUGCACAAACCGGUCGCACUGUGCCCAUGACUUUCCGUGCCCACGUUGCUAUGAUGGGUGGCUCUUUCGGCUUGGAGCUCGACCCCGCAACGGUGGAAGGUGACGCCAUAGUCCCCGAGCUCCUUGCACUGGCAGAGAAAGUGAACCCCAUCGUCUUGAACGGAGAUCUGUACCGGUUACGCCUGCCUCAAGACUCCCAGUGGCCUGCCGCACUUUUCGUGUCCGAGGAUGGCGCCCAAGCUGUUCUGUUUUACUUCCAGGUCCAGCCAAAUGUCAACCAUGCCGUGCCGUGGGUUAGGCUGCAGGGGCUGGACCCUGAGGCGCAGUAUACUGUUGAUGGUGACCAGACUUACUCCGGUGCAACGCUGAUGAAUAUUGGGUUGCAGUAUAGCUUUGAUACGGAGUAUGGUAGCAAGGUGGUUUUCCUGGAGAGACAAUGA
This is a messenger RNA of Aspergillus tubingensis, 2244 nucleotides long. Its product is annotated as alpha-galactosidase. The transcript has 3 exons. Gene Ontology annotation, biological process: carbohydrate catabolic process. Gene Ontology annotation, molecular function: alpha-galactosidase activity. The coding region runs from base 1 to 2244 and encodes 747 amino acids. Lineage: Eukaryota; Fungi; Ascomycota; Eurotiomycetes; Eurotiales; Aspergillaceae. The record is from RefSeq and is a predicted model, not a curated record.